This is a messenger RNA of Psylliodes chrysocephalus, 657 nucleotides long. Lineage: Eukaryota; Metazoa; Arthropoda; Insecta; Coleoptera; Chrysomelidae. The record is from the annotation of a GenBank genome assembly.
AUGACAUCGGAAGCAGUGACGUCAGUAUGUAUACAUAUCAUGAAGAGCGGUGAAAACGAGGUGACAUCCAUGAUAUUUCACUAUAUCAAGAAUCAUAUUCAAGAAAGAAUUGAUGAAAUCUGGCUCUUCUCUGAUGGUUGUUCAGGCCAAAAUAAAAACUACGUUCUCAUUCGUUUCGUGUACAUACUUGUGCACGUUCUAAAAAUAGCCUCUGAGAUAACACACGUUUUCUCAGUUCGAAGACACUCUUAUUUACCUUGCGAUAGUGACUCUAGCCUCAUUUCUCGGGCAAAAAAAGUUGUCCUUGAUGUUCCAGAAGAAUGGAACGACCUUAUACGACAGGCAAGAUGUAAGCCCUCUCCAUUCAAGGUGAUAAAUGCUGGAAAAGAAACUCAAUGGUUUCUUAUGGACGAAAGUUUGAAAUUCUUCUUUUUGAAAAAUACCAAACCAAAAAUUUCACUGAAACCAGCGCAAAUGUAUCGAGUAUCACAGCAGUAUCCGGCUCAGGUUCUAGUACGUCAAAGUUAUCAUGGUCCUUGGACGUUUUAUACCAUUGCAGGGAAAAGAAACUCACAAGAAAUAGCUCUAAUACCAAACGAACGGCAACCUCAAAUAAGCAAUGUGAAGUUUCGAGACAUAAUGGAACUCACUAAAUAA